Kazachstania africana CBS 2517 is the source of this 447-nucleotide messenger RNA. RefSeq lists its product as uncharacterized. The transcript has a single exon. Bases 1 to 447 code for a protein of 148 amino acids. The record is from RefSeq and is a predicted model, not a curated record. Lineage: Eukaryota; Fungi; Ascomycota; Saccharomycetes; Saccharomycetales; Saccharomycetaceae.
AUGUCCCCAUUUAACGACUAUUGCAUUUUCUGCGAUCAAAUGAUCAGUAAAUCAGAAUUCUCUUCAACUAUAACACCAUCUUCACCAUUUUCCAAAGAAGAAUUGCUUUAUUGCUGCGACUCAUGCAAAUUGAAUGACCAGCAAACAGCUAUUCCCGAUUCAGAAAAACAUAAUAUCCAUAAUGAACAAAAUUACAUAUUCCAGUCAUCUUUGCAUAAAAAUUACAAUUCUCUAUUGAGUUCUCCAUCGACUUCACCAGGCGCUACUGCUACGAAAUCGUCUAAAAAUAAAGUAUCUUCCAAUAAAAUUGAUACUACUAAUCCUUAUUAUACCAUCUCUUUAACAUCCUUUAGUGACAUCACAAAUAAAUCAUCUUCGUUCUUGAAUAUCCCCGAUCAAAUAGCUGAAAAUAACUAUAAGCUAUGGUUGCAUAAAUUAAAUUUUUAA